ACAGCGAGUUGUGCCUGAGCCUUGCAGAGACGAGAGGAGACUCCGGGGAGAGCUUAUCGCUCUCUACAACUACCUGAAAAGGGGUUGUAGCUGGGUGGGGGUUGGCCUCUUCUCCCGAGCAACUAGUGAGAGAACGAGAGGACAUAGUCUUAAGCUGCAGGUUUAGGUUGGACAUUAGAAAGACUUUCUUCAGAGUAGGAGUGAUUAGACAUUGGAAUGGACUGCCCAGGGAGGUGGUGAUUACAUGUGCACACAUGAUGGUGUUUGGUCAUAGGUUGGACUAAUGAUCUCGGAGGUCGUUUCCAACCUAACCGAUUCUGUGACUCUGAUUCUACAGACAGCAGCAAAUUCUGGGCCGGGUUCUAGAUCAGGUUCAGUUUGGUCCACCAUGCAGUUCAAGGUUGUGAUGCUGAAAGUAAUCACAGGUGACUUGGGCAUUGCCACAGUCUCUGGGAAAGACUGAGAGGUGCUGCUGGUCCAAGUGCUGUCCUGCUGCUGGAGGGAAAUGGCAAUGGCACCCAAAGACAGUUUGGCCUUUGGUGCUUCAGCCAUGGCACACAGAGAAGCAGGAAUAGCAAGGGGGUAGCAGGGCAAUGACAAGUUGUCCAAGCAGAUCAGGGAUCUGGGCAGACGAGGCAUGAAGGAGCAGGGAGCACUGGUACAUGAGGGGAGAGAGCAAGAGCAAUACAGGUCAGAAUAGAGGGGUACCAGAGGGGUCCGAGAGAGCCAAGAGGUGGUUGGAUGAUCACUUGAGCCCCUCAGGGUGCACAUGCACCAACUGGAGUGUGUGGAGAAGUGUUCACAGCAUCUGUCCAUCCUGCCUGAAUCUUGUUAACAUUGUUGAGAACUUCACUUUCAUAAGGUCUAAAAUUCUCUGCAUUUUAAAGAGAGCAGAAGGACUGUCUGGAGUGUAUGGGCUCUUCUUUCCUGGAAUGUAAAGAAAACCUCAGCUCUGCAGCUGGAGUGCAGGGGGCUUCAUUCCUUAGUGAAAGCAGAGAAGGGAAAUGCAGAUGUCACAGCUGGGACAGGAGAUUUAUCUUGGCAAGCAAAGAGGAAAAAUACUUUCAAAAAGAAAAGAGAAAACUCAGAAGAAUCCACUCCCCAUCUUCACUGCCUGCCAGCACGAGCAGAACCUCCAACCUGCAAAGGCCCUUCGUCUCCUGGGCCUGGGCUGCCGCCCAGCUGGAUUAGCCCCUCGCUGCUUUCUCUUUGGAGUGAGACCAUUGUGAUGGGACCAGAAAGGCUGUGAGAGCCAGGUUGAUCCUGAAGAGAGGCUGUCUCCAAACAACUCAGCUGGAGGUGGGAAAGGAAAAGUCACAGUCAAAGGAUGGAAGCAUGAAAAGGAAAAGGAGGGACAGAGGCAGCCAGGAUAACUACAGAGAACUGGAUCCAGGGAGAGGAAAUCAUCCCCUCCUCAUCCAUGCAGAGUGCCCCUGGGCUACAGGAGUGACACCUUAAGGCAUUCCAUGCACGCCCAGGCAGGGGAGAAGGCUUAGUGCCUCAGUCUCUGCUUGGGGCCUCCAGAGGUCUAACACCAGCUCUGGGUGGGGAGAAACAUACAGCUUGCAUUUGGAUGUCUGAAUGCCUUACAUUAGCUCCCCAGAUAACUGUUGUACAACAGGAAAGGGUGUUCAAAUGAGAAGUGCACGCACGCACAUACAGUGUGCUAUUUAGACAACCCUAAACAUGAGGUCAGGAUGAAAACAUGUGGUGGAAAUAUGUUUGGAAGAGUCAGUGCCUAUGUUGAUCGCCCGGAGUGGGAGGGAGCAGAAGCCAGCAGCUGACAGAUUCUCACUCUCUCCCCAUAGCUGAGAUGGCCUCAGCUUGAGCAGAUUCUCCUGUGGCACCAGAACAGCUUAAGGCUCUCUGUUGGGCCUAGAGAUGUGAUGGUCAUUGCCUCUCCAUACCUGUGCACACUGGCUAAUCCUCUUUGGGCACUGCCUCCCCAUCCUCCUAGAACUGAGCGGGGGGGACGGGCAGCUAGAAAUCAGGCUUGGAUCAGGAAAUCCAGCACAUCCUCGCCAUUGCAUUUCUGUCCCUUGGCUGCCCCCUCCCUGACCGCUCACUGGUAAUACAGCUUUGGAAACAUAUCCCGUGCUAUUUCUUGGCUUUGGAGCAUAGUUAGAAGGAGAAGGAAGGAGGGUGUGAAAGGGAGGGGGAGAUAACAGGAGAGAAUAAUGCAAAACGAGACUAUGCUGUGAGCUUCGUAUCCCAUCUGGAAGCUGUUUUCCCCCAGUACACUGCACACCCACUCCCUCUGGGCUAGGAUGGUAAGGGUCAAGUUUCCCAGUUGACUGGUCCUCUUUACUAAAGCCGGGCCCAUCUGCAUGAAAUCUACCCGAGAUGAUCUCAAUAGAGUUGCAGAGUCCUUCAUUGUCACAAAUGCCUUGACCAGCCUUCCGAGGAGUGGGUGCUGGCUGGAAGGCACUCUCAAAGAAUUUAGGUCUUGAAGAGGCUGUGAGAGGAUGAGCCUGCUCUGCUCCUGUAUGUCUGUCUAUCCCACCUUCCUUCACAUCUGAGUUUUGGGGACUCUUUCUUGGACCUUCCCUGGUCUGCUGAGAUCAUUGUUGCCAUUGUGUCAGCAAAAGUCUCCCCAAAGCCUGGCAUGGUUGUGUCAUUUUGUGGCAGCACAUGAAGGCCUUUAGCUGUGCUGGCCCCACUCUGGAUGGGAAGAGAGCACUGGUGGCCACCCAGCACCUUCUUUGGCAUGUGACCUUCCAGCCAGGAUAAAGCUGCUAUCCAUCUGGUCAGGUGAUAAACCUGCUUCUGUAUAUCGCUCAGAAGCUCAUGCUCUGCCAUGAUCUGCACAGCUGUGAGACACCACACCCUGGGACGUGCAGUUUCCUGAAGCCUUCUUUCUCACACAUGCAAAGGAAGAGUAUGGCUGAAGCCUCUGAGUUUUGCCAGAUAAGUGCAGCUCCCAAAAUGAGGCUUGGUGGGACAGAGUUUGCCUGUUCUGGGUUAGCAGGCUCAAUUAGCAGGUGAGCUAAUUAGCAGUGGCUUUGAUGGCAUCUAUCCAAAAUAAACUCUGGGCUGCUCUUCACUGUGCCCAUCACAGUUGAAUCUGGACAAGAGGACUCUUUUUCCUCUUACCACGUGGUUGUGUGCACAGGUGUCUUAUAUUAAUAAGAAAUCUAAAAUUAACAAUACCUGUUGGAUUCAGGAGAGAAUGGAGCCAACCCAGAGACCCAGCAGUCUUCCUGGGAUGUGGUGACAGCUUCCUGCUGGUCCUGUAGUUUCCAUCGUGGAUAUAGCCAGCUACAAAGCCAUGUCAUUAUAUUUGUUUGCUUUACCCUUCCUGCUUAUGCUUUCCUCUGCUUCUUGCCACCUUCUUUGAGUAAAAUAGCAAUCUUCAGCUCUGUGUCAGCUAUAGGUGCUCUUGCUCCUCGAAGGUGUCGGAUCCUUGGUGCCCCCUUUGAUAACAACCAUAGUUAUUCCCAAUCUCAUAGGCUAUCAUCCUUCUCUCCACCGUCUGUGUUUAGAGAUGUUGGAUUCGUAUAUGUAUGAGUGAUGAGAACUGAAAUGGGACUGCUUUGGUGAGAAAGCUUUGCCAGUAUUUAAUUGUGAUGGAGGAUAUGACCCAGGAGCCCAGAGAGGGGUAGGUGCCCCAACAUUUCUGGAUGCCCAGGGAAGCUGCAAGUUUCAUUCUUUGCUUAUCACCUAUGUUUGCCCUGUCCUGUGCAGUAGGUCUCUGUCUCUUGGGAGAGAAUGGUCUCUUGGGGACCUAACUCCCAUGUCUCUUGGAGAACAAUGUUGCCUUCAUCCUUGCUUCCAAGCAGUGAGGUCCUCCAACAAACCUGUUUUUUUGUUUAGGAAUAUAGCCAGAGGCACAUCUCUGCCUCUUCCCUCCAGGUAGGUUUGUCCUACAAUGGAAAGAUUGUUGACUGACCGAGAAAGAUCGUUUUUCUAAGUGUGGGUGGGAUGCCACUAAAAGAUAAUCUGUGGAGCUACUGCAUAAAUGCAUUCUCUUGUCUCUCUUUACUCCCACCUUUGCCUUUGUUAAUGCACAGUCGUGAAAGAAAUUUGAAGCACGUGGCAGAGUUGCAGAUAGCUCUCCCCACAGCUGUCCAUCCAGCUCUGCUUCUCCUCCAGGGCUACACAGUGGUUCUAGUUUUGAUGGUCACAACAGUAUAUAGGAUUUGAAUGCCUCUUGUUUUAUCCUGGCUCUGCUAUGCUGUGGUGUGCCAGCACUCUGAAUCCCUUCACUUCUCUGUGGUUAUAUUCUCGCCCUUACCGUAAGGCUACCGUGUUCAUAUCCUGUAUUUGCUUGUGUUGUUUAGAGAACACAAGACAAAGAACAGCUGUUACAUGAACAGGCGCUCUCUGAGGUUAAUACUCAGGACUCCAAAGUCUUUAUCCCUCUAUGCUGUAGGAUAGGACAAAACCUGUUUUUCUAGUGGUUUUUAGAUAACUGUCUAACUCAGUUUCAUCUGCUGACUCAGGUCCCUCUGAAGAAGUUAUGUUCUGCACGGAUGGAAGGUGUUUUCCGUCACUUGAUUUAAGUGCAGAAAUGCUUCUAGGCAACUUGGAAAUGGAUGGGUAGAUUUUACCAAGCUACCCCGCUAACUCGCGUCUGCUAUGGGAACAAGUGGAGAAAACUUCAGCCCAGACAUCCAGGGAGGGCCUCAACACUGGGAUUUAGCAUGAGCAUGCCUUUUCUGCCUUACUUUCAUGUGCAGUGUCUGCCCUUCAGGGAAGCCUCGGAUGGUGGUGUGUUGGGCUGUCACUCCAGGCAGUCAGAGGACAAGUGGGAAGGAAGCAAAGGGAGAGAAACCUCGUGUCAGGCAGAAUGCUCGUGGGAGGGACUCCACCCCCACUUCCAGCAUGCUCUGUGAGCAUCUGAGGUUUUAAAUCGAGCAGGUGAGGGAUGAUGUUAGAGGGUAAAAGCAUGUUCAAGAUUGCUGCAGCUCACCAUCUCCCUCCCCACUUGCUGGAAGCAUGGGUCUGUUCAGCUAAAGCCUACUUCACUCCCCAGCCCUCUGACAGCCAGUGGAAUGUUGACAGAGCUACUGUGCUCUGGUAAAACAAAUACACGUUCCUGUAGGAGCAGGAACCUACAGGCUCCGGCAUCCGGGGUCCUCUGGCCACCGCCUCCCUCAGUCCUGACACUGAUGAAAGAAAGGACUGAAUGCAUCCCAUGCUUCUCUAGGAGCCAGGCUCCUUCCUGAGCUCAGCUCUCACACUGGAAUUCACUGGCAUUCAUGUCUCCACUCUAGGAUCUGUAUGCUCUCUCCCACUCUCAUCCAUACCCUGUUGCUCUUGGUAUUUCAAUAUACUGCUUUCAAUGCUUUUCUGCCCACCCAGAUGCUUUUCCAGGCAGGGGGUGGGGGGACAGACCCAGUCCGACUCUGCUGAGCUCUCUCCAGUUCAUUUAAGUUACACAGUUCCGUCUGUGUAAUACAGUCACUUGAAUCUAUCUGUCUUUUCUUUCCUCUCCCUGAGCCAGAAGCCUCAAUCUGCCAACAAAUGGGAUAAUUUUUCAGCUGGUGUUUGGCAGCCAUCAUUUUUCUCCCUGCCCAACCCAUACUUUGUUGUAGCAAAUGGAAAAGUUAGUGAUUUGACUUCUGAAAAGGAGGAUGUGCCUCAAAGGAAGCAGGUUCACUGUAGUAUCAGGAGCCCAGCUCUGCAGCAGAACUGGCCAGAUUUACUAACUGUUACUGGAAUGAUUAGUGGAAUGAUUGUUUGUUGUUAACAGCCCAUCUGUAGUGUUUAAACUUCAUCGGGGAGCCGAAUUUCACAGGCAUUAUCUGGCUGGAGUACAACCUCAUAUGGUCCACAGAGGGGCUGUUAAAUCCCAGAGGAAAUUAAAUACAACAGGGGGCCUUCCUGUUAUGUUGAUUCAACCGAUUUUUUUUUCUCUGAUAGAAAUCAGCAGCUGGGUUGGUGUUCUCUGGGCCAUCAGUGUGCCUAUUGCCGCUGGCAGAGAACAUGAGAAAGUGUCACCAAGGACAGGCACUGAAGACCAUGAUUUUCUGCCACACUUGCACUUUGUCAUCACAGGAAUUUCUUGCCUUGUGCUCUAUUCAGUUUGUUGUCACAGCAAGGUGCUAGGAAGAUGCAGAUAGGUACUCACAGAGAAAGGGGGAGAUGAGAGAAUUAUAGAAGUUUCAGUAGUGUUUGUGGCAUAGAUAAACAAGCAGUGAUAUACAGCACCACGUCCCUUUCUUAAAGGUGUUUUUGUCAACCUGAGGCAGGCAAGGAAUAGGAACUGCUUUUUCCCAUCCAAAAAGUGUUGUCACUAAGGUUUGGCUCUCAGUGCAGAGGAAGGCUCUCAGAUCCCCCUUGGAGUUGACACUAACGCUCUCUCUCCCUUUGUCUUUUCUCAGCAUUUCUCAGAGAACCUGGAUCACUUCUCUGACAACAUGGAGGAUUUCUCCAAUGAUCUGUUCAGCAGUUUCUUCGAUGACCCAGUACUGGCUGAGAAGAACCCACUGCUGGACAUGGACCUGGAUCCACCCACUCCAGGCAUCCAGGCAGAGCACAGCUAUUCCCUCAGUGGAGACUCUGCUCCCCAGAGCCCCCUUGUGCCUGUCAAGGCUGAAGAUAAUACUAAUGAGCUGGAGAAUGGAGUGUGGUCGCUGGGGCCCAAGCUCUGCUCCAUCAUGGUGAAACAGGAACAGAACCUGGCUCUAGACCUGCCUGAGUCCCAGCUAGCUGCCAGCUCCAUACCAGUGCUGAACCUCAACCCUCUGCAGAGACUGCCAGUCCCCGAGGAGAUUCCCAUAGAAAUUACUCCAGCACCUGUGAUCAAAGCUGAACCCAAAGAGGUGAACCAGUUUCUAAAUGUUCCUACAGUAGAUGACCUGGUGCAGAUGCCUCCAACUCCACCCAGCAGCCAUGGCAGUGACAGCGAUGGAUCUCAGAGCCCUCGGUCCCUGCCUCCCUCCAGCCCAGCCCGGCCUGCUGCUCGCUCUUCUACUGCCAUCUCCUCCUCACCUCUCCUCACAGCACCACACAAGUUACAAGGAACCUCUGGCCCGCUGCUCUUGACUGAAGAGGAGAAGCGCACCUUGAUUGCCGAGGGUUACCCCAUUCCUACCAAGCUGCCCCUCACCAAAGCAGAGGAGAAAGCACUGAAGAGAGUCAGGAGGAAAAUCAAGAACAAGAUCUCUGCUCAGGAGAGUCGCAGGAAGAAGAAAGAGUAUGUGGAGUGUCUAGAGAAAAAGGUCGAGACAUACACAACAGAAAACAAUGAACUCUGGAAAAAAGUGGAGACCUUAGAAAACGCAAACAGGACUCUGCUCCAGCAGUUACAGAAGCUGCAGGCUCUGGUAGCUGGGAAAGUCUCCAGACCUUAUAAAAUGGCUUCCACACAGACCGGGACCUGUCUAAUGGUGCUGGCACUCUGCUUCGUUCUGAUCCUGGGAUCCCUGAUGCCCUGUCUCCCUGAGUUCUCCUCAGCAUCACAGACAGUGAAAGCAACACCAGCACCAGACAUUUACACAACUAGUAAGAUUCAGUCACGGAGCCUUCUUUUCUAUGAUGAGGGUGCUGGCUCCUUAGAAGAGAGCUAUAGCUCCUUCCUAACCAUGGACCAUCCUGAGGGGUGGGAGACUGAAAAAAGGCAAUCUGAGGAGGGAAGGCCUCAUCUGGCCAGGACACAUGAGACAGCCAAAUAUCUGAGCAAAACCCAGCUGGAGGGUCCCGACCAGAACCAAACUGACACAACUCUCACCCACCUCAAAGAGCAAUUCCAUGAGAGGGAGACAAGCUCCAGUGAGACAACUGAAUUCUUGUAGCAGCUGCUGGACCUCAAGGCCUCAUUUGUCAGAUUGCAGGAUUCCCUCCUCACCAAGCAACUGAGGGGACUUGGCAGGAGAGGACACUGCAUUCAGACACUAGUAAACUGGCCUUGGGUUCA
Pipra filicauda (Wire-tailed manakin) is the source of this 7861-nucleotide messenger RNA. It is a transcript of the gene CREB3L1, whose product is annotated as cAMP responsive element binding protein 3 like 1. Gene Ontology annotation, molecular function: DNA-binding transcription factor activity, RNA polymerase II-specific; cAMP response element binding. The record is from RefSeq and is a predicted model, not a curated record. Gene Ontology annotation, biological process: regulation of transcription by RNA polymerase II. The transcript has 11 exons. NCBI's taxonomy places the organism in Eukaryota, Metazoa, Chordata, Aves, Passeriformes, Pipridae. Bases 6363 to 7739 code for a protein of 458 amino acids.